Messenger RNA from Ostrinia furnacalis (Asian corn borer), 1028 nucleotides. RefSeq lists its product as uncharacterized. Lineage: Eukaryota; Metazoa; Arthropoda; Insecta; Lepidoptera; Crambidae. The transcript is spliced from 5 exons. The record is from RefSeq and is a predicted model, not a curated record. The annotation marks the transcript as partial.
UGCGCAGCUGGGCGCGCGGCGUGGCAAGAGGCGGCGGCGCUCUCGGUGGGCGCGGGCGGCGGGGGCGCGGGCGGCGCGGCGCGGCGCUGCUCCGUGCUCGGCGACCACCCGGGCGCGCGCCGCGACCCCAGGAAAUGGCACAGGAACAACCGGGUGCGAGAUGCAUCAUACGGAUCGUCAUCAGAAUCCGACGGCGAAGCGGAGGGCGUCAUCGGGGACACGUGGGGCGUGGCGCGGCUCCUAUACGCAGGCCUGGGCACGCUGGCCGUGGGGCUGGUGGUCUACUUCGUGGGCACCGGCGACAAGGGUUUCAAGACGCCGGCGCUGCGGCUGGUGGGCCCGUCGCUCAUCGUGGCCGGGCUCGCCUGCUGUCUGCUGCGCAUCGCAUUCUGCAUAUUUGCGAAGCCCUGCUGCCGACGGCGGACCAAUUACAAGGAGAGCAGAAGACUGUCUGGAUGCGUGGAAGGCGAGGAGAUGCCAUUGGCGGGAGGCGGCAGCGGCCCCCGCGCGGGCCCGGCCCAGUGCUCGCCCGCGCGGAGGCUCGACGCGUCCUCCUGCGACGUGUCCAGCCUGUCCUCCGGCGAGGAGGACGAGCGGCUGCGACGGUACCGCACCGCCACCGCGCCCGCCCACCUGCCCCUGGCUCAGACGGCGUCGAUGCCACAAGGUAUUCUCCAGCAAAGUGCACAACAAAGCACGACGCCGAACGCGGCACAAACCGCGGCGCCGCUUGCGCCAACGACGCAGCCGAGUGCGAUCCGGCAGAGCGCGUCUCAAAGCGCGGUGCGGCAAAGCGCCAUGGCGAGCGUCACCCCGCCCAGUGCCGUGCGGCAAAGCGCGAGCCAGCCCAGCGCUCUCCAGCCGGGGCCCGGCGCCCCAGGCCCCCCGGGGCCCCGCAGGCCCCCGCCCCGAAACGUCUCCUUCGCCGGGGGCCCCGACGGCGAACUCGUCCUCAGCCCCGCCCAGCUGCGCUCCUAAAGCAAUAAACUCCUCGCAUGGACGGUCUAACUCUACCGGCAAGCGCCGAA